ACGGCGGCGGCGGGGCCGGAGAGCGUGAGAAGAAUGGGCUCAGUGUCAGAGGAGCUCAGCUUGGUCCCCCUGCACCAGAGGCCGGAGCUGCUGGAAGCCUGUGCCGAUCUGCUGGGCGAGGAGUGGGGGAAGAGCCGGGCAUCGCGGCUCCACACGCUCCAGCGCUCCUCGGACGCCUUUCCUGUCUGCCUGCUGCUGCUGCGGAGCCGGGGCCCCACCGAGAUCCCUGGCCCCCGGGAGGGUCCCUGCCAGCUCGUGGGCCACGUCCGCCUCUCCCGCGUGGUCGGCCGUCCCCGUGACCUCUUCGUGGAGAGCGUGGUGGUGGCCCGGGCGCUGCGGGGCCAGGGCUACGGGCGGCGGCUGAUGGAGGCCACUGAGCGGUGGGCUCGGGCCCAGGGGUUUGGCUGCUUGCACCUCACCACCCACGACAAGCAGCAUUUCUAUGCCCACCUGGGCUACGUCCUGGGUGAGCCGGUGCAGAGUGUGGCCUUCCUCAGCCCCGCCAUAUCCUCCGAGGUGCUGCGGCUCUUCUCUGCCCCAUCUGGUGCUGCCAUCACCAUCAGGCCAAGGGUACCCUCUGCCCCCCCGCCUCCCCUCCCACCCCUCGCUGUCCCACCACCACCCCCUCCACCGACUGUGAUCUGGGCGAGGGGUGUCCUGGCUGAGAACAGCAAGCAGAGCCUUCUGGAAACCCCCCACCGAGAUGCCAAAGGGCUCCCCAUCUUCUGGAUGAAGAAGGACAUCUGA
This is a messenger RNA of Myiozetetes cayanensis, 747 nucleotides long. It is a transcript of the gene NAA80, whose product is annotated as N-alpha-acetyltransferase 80, NatH catalytic subunit. The transcript has 2 exons. NCBI's taxonomy places the organism in Eukaryota, Metazoa, Chordata, Aves, Passeriformes, Tyrannidae. Gene Ontology annotation, biological process: protein acetylation. Gene Ontology annotation, cellular component: cytoplasm. Gene Ontology annotation, molecular function: N-acetyltransferase activity; acetyl-CoA binding. The record is from RefSeq and is a predicted model, not a curated record. Bases 34 to 747 code for a protein of 237 amino acids.